Messenger RNA from Ophidiomyces ophidiicola, 1737 nucleotides. RefSeq lists its product as uncharacterized. Bases 1 to 1737 code for a protein of 578 amino acids. The transcript has 2 exons. Lineage: Eukaryota; Fungi; Ascomycota; Eurotiomycetes; Onygenales; Onygenaceae. The record is from RefSeq and is a predicted model, not a curated record.
AUGGCGCGCAGAACCCAGGAUCAGCCCGCGCUGCCCUCUGACCCUGUCCUGGCCCGAUCCCUCCUCUCCUUCACCACGCUCGCCUCAAACCCGCCCAAUUAUCCACGAAACCCUACCCAAGAGCGACGGGAGCCUUUGGUGCUGUACAUUGUGAGGGUGCCGGGAAGUAAAGAUGUUUUCUUGUCGCCGCUGAAACCACCUACAAAGUCGAGCAUAUCUCCCGAUUCGAUAAAUUCCUCUUUAUAUUUCUGUCAUGUCGCUGGGCCUGGUGAUGAUGUUCUUCUAGAGGACAUUGAGAAUGAAAGAAAAGUAAGCCAGGAGAAACAAACUGUGGGUGACAAUGGGUGUGAAAAAGAGGAUGAGAGUGGUAAGAAGGGGAUGUUAGCGAUGCUGAACCGCGUGCAAAGAAAGCCAGUUCCUAGCACGGCCCCUGAUACUCCCACAGCGAAAGCACCAAGUCCAACCCUUCCUCUUUCAAACGGCGCGGAAUUUUUAUUACCGAAAGGUGCUGUCGACAAGGAAAAUGCACAGACUCACACAUCCACCGGUACGCAUCCCAGAAAUGGAACAAAAAGUGCAGGAGAGUCUCGUACUUCUCGACUUUGGGACUCUCCAACUCUUUUAAGACGGCCUGUCGCCCAUGAACAAGACACGUCUGAGGCAAACGAAAGGCAUACAAGAAAGUGGAUGCCACGUGGAACCUCUCCAGUUCGAGAAACUUUUCAUCGUCUACGAAGCAGCCUCGAUAUAACGCCAGGGCGGCCGAACUGGGAUGCUGCGCGCCCUAUCUUCAAACCAAAAGCUAUAGGAAAAGAUCGGCUGGGAGGUCUAAUAAACUUUACAGCUGAACCAGGGACAAAUCCCCUAUUUCAGAAAACCCGUCGCAGUGAUGAAGGGCCUCAAGAGAUUUCUCCUCCUUCCCCAUUUCACAUCACUCUUAUACGUCGAGAUCCUACAUAUGGAAACCAAUGGAACGUCGGCACUAUCACAAAUUGCGCAGCUCCAUCGGAAGCGACGUCUGAUGGAUCGAUGACAAUUGAAAUCACAACACCAGGAUAUAAAAAGCUCGCAGAUAAUAGACCAAUCUCCUUCGAAGAUUUUGGAAUCAGUGACCCAACCUCAAACUCCAAGCCUAAACCAGUUACCAAGCCAACCAACCCUCGCAGCGGGCCGCUCAAAUUUAUGCGCACACUAACGCCUGUCAACUAUCCCAUUUCAUAUGAACCUAUCGAAUUCAGCCCACAGCGGCGAAAAGCAUAUCCGGUAAAACUCAGGGGUAACUACGCAUUCACAUCACCGUGGAACGGCACUUGUACUUUCGGACCUGGCGUAAACUGCCGCACUAUACGCUGCAGACACGUCAUACCUUCUCCGAAUACCUCAUUCUCGUCGUCGUCAUCAUCUUCAACUUCUUCCGCCGUUACUGUUGCAGAGAUUCGGUUCAAUCUUCCCACCUUCCCAUCUACCUCUCCACGCCCUAGCUCGGCACAGCAUGCGGGAGAAGUAAACAGCCCUAAACCCAACAGUGACCCGAUUUCUUACCCACUGGAUGAGGAUCGAUUAGAUUUGAGUCUCGCGAGGGAGCGAGCUGGUGGUGGAAUGAGAGGAAACUGCGCGAAGCUGGGCAAGCUGAUCAUCGAAGAUGAAGGGCAGAAAAUGGUGGACCUUCUUGUAGCAGCGUGUAUGGGAGUCUUCUGGGGCAUUUAUGAGGCUUCAAACAAUGCGAUGAAUACUUAA